AUAAAAGGGAUAUAAAACUUUUUUUUUUUUUUUUUUUUUUUGGUAUGAAUAACAAACAGGAUUUUUAAUGAACACAAAAGUUCCCCCAACAACUUCCUGGAUUCAAGGUCAGAACAAAAAAGUGAACCAUAAAUCGUCUCUUACACGCCCUAAAAUGAUGGCAUUCCUGUAUAAAAGCAAGACGUUCCCCCCUCACUAUCAAAGUGCGUGUGGAUCUACAGUAGAUUGUUUUAAAGCAAGUCAUCCAACUUCUUGACAACUUCUUCAUCAUGCAGAUGAAUUUGGUUUUGGGAUUUUGCAUCCUGGCACUCCUGUCCUUGACACAGGUUCAAGGAAACACAGCUGGCUCUACUACAUCUGGAUCAGACCAUGCAAUCAUUCCGCCAUCCACCACAAUGGCAGCCACCUCCAUCAAAACGACAACUACGGGCCCUGCGAUCGUUACUACAACGUCUGCAACCACCACCAAAACGAUCACCUCGAACAGUGCCGUGACGACAAAGACAAUCACGCAAAAACCAACGACUUCAUCCUCUACAACCAUUCCGCCAUCCACCUCCAUCAAAACGACAUCUAUGCCAACUUCCACCAACCCAAUCACAACUACGGGCCCUGCGAUCGUUACUACAACGUCUGCGACCACCCCCAAAAUGGUCACCUCGAGCAGUGCCGUAACGACAAAGACAAUCACGCCAACACCAACGACUUCACCCUCUACCUCCAGUCCUAACACUUCUCCUGGCAACACAGCUGCAACUUCAUCGACACCCGACAACGCGAUGACCUCAACCACUACUGCACACGCCAUGACCAGCACCAGCCCUACGACUCACCCCCCAAAGUCUCCUUCGAGCUUUCCUACAAGCGGCCCUCAAAACGCCACGGCAACAACCGGACCGACAACCAUCCAUACAACAGCAAGCAGAGGCUUUGGAGUCACAGAAUCUUUGUUGCUGAUGGGUGUGUCACUUCUUACCAUUGUUGUCUAAAGAAAUAAAAUGCCCUACAGACUUUUUUUCAUCUUAAAGAUUCUGUUACUCAGGCAGAAAUGUGAGGUCAAUCUGAAAAACGAGAAGGAUUCUGGUAAUCAAGGAGAAAACAAUAAUGAUUCAAUAGAACUAGUUUUUUUAACCCUUGUGUAAUGUUCAUAUUGUUGUUACUCAGCCAGAGUUUGUGGGUCCGAUGGACCCGUCGCAUUUUGUGGCUUUUAAUGUCUCACAAUCAAACACUUUUAUGUUAAAAUACUGAACAGAUGUUUAUUGGGAUAAGAUAAACAUCUGUUUAUCACUGUGUCCAAUCACACUGCCUGCUCUCAUUUUCUCGCACAUUUGACCCUCUGAUGUUCUGUGUACCUACACUCUGUCCUCCUCCUGUCUAGGCCUGCUGUGUGUGUUUGUGUUCCCUCUAAUUGUUCAUGUGUCUGAGCAAACACAAAAACUCCCUGAGCAUUCAGUGGAGCACAUGUGAGCAACAUCACACGUGGCAAUACCAGCAGCACACCUGUCUCAAACCAAUCUUUUAUAAUAACACUCAAAUGAGAGGAGUCAUUUUCAUGAGAAUAUUUUGUAAUAUUAGUGAUUUGGCAAACUUGUAAUGAAAAGAAAAGAAAUCUUGUUUUUCAUAAGCUAUGGAUUAGUAUUGUACAGUAUGUCUGGGUGGGGGUCCUGCUUUGGAAAUCAUUUGUACCCCUUUCAGAGAUCACAUUUAGUUCCCCUUAAACAUCCUCAUGUUGCACAAUGAAAUGUAAGCAUAGGAUGAAGUGUGCAUUCCUGUAACUUUCUCUAGUAACAGCAUUCCAUGAUUAAUAUCAAUAAAUCAACAUUAAUAAUAAAUGACAGUAGAAUAAUCACACGUAUGACUGAGGAGUCAUAGUGUAACUUUGUGUGGUGUUUGACUUGUCCGACUUUUUGUGUGGCCAUAAACGCACCAGUGGUUUAGUGGUAUGCGUGUUGGUGACACAUGACAAGUUGGUUUUGGCCUGGUUUGUACGGCAGAAAAUGACUAGUUUUUCGAGAUAGAAGUUUUUUACUCAUGUUUUUGGUGUGGUUAUGGGCGAAUAUAAACAGUUUUGCUCAAUAAAGUGAUCGAUAUAAUUCCUGUCCUCGAAGCAUCUCGAUAGACGUUACAAUAAUUGAACGGUGUUGACAAACACCGUUAGGGCCGCUUGUUGUCACUGUCACUCAGAGUUGCAUCGCAAAAUUACACAGAAUAAAUGUGUUUAUUUUGUUUAGAAUUCAGAUGGGAUUUGAUU
Messenger RNA from Entelurus aequoreus (snake pipefish), 2251 nucleotides. Its product is annotated as salivary glue protein Sgs-3-like. NCBI's taxonomy places the organism in Eukaryota, Metazoa, Chordata, Actinopteri, Syngnathiformes, Syngnathidae. The transcript has 2 exons. The record is from RefSeq and is a predicted model, not a curated record. The coding region runs from base 270 to 989 and encodes 239 amino acids.